AUAAAACUAUCGAAAAAGCUAUAGUUAAAAAAAUUAAACAAAAUAAUCGCGAAUAUACACCUGAAUUUGUUUCUAUGGCUACGAAUUUAAGUAUUCUUGGUCAUACUUCGAUAUCAUCAACAAUACAAUGCACAAAAGAAAUUAUAACAUUUCUUACUGGUCAACCUCCUAAAUCAUGCUUAUCUUCAAGUACUUUAUCACGAUGGACAAAAGAA
Messenger RNA from Racocetra fulgida, 215 nucleotides. NCBI's taxonomy places the organism in Eukaryota, Fungi, Glomeromycota, Glomeromycetes, Diversisporales, Gigasporaceae. The record is from the annotation of a GenBank genome assembly.